Messenger RNA from Wickerhamiella sorbophila, 1248 nucleotides. Its product is annotated as Arginine biosynthesis bifunctional protein ArgJ, mitochondrial. Lineage: Eukaryota; Fungi; Ascomycota; Dipodascomycetes; Dipodascales; Trichomonascaceae. The coding region runs from base 1 to 1248 and encodes 415 amino acids. The record is from RefSeq and is a predicted model, not a curated record. Gene Ontology annotation, biological process: L-arginine biosynthetic process; L-ornithine biosynthetic process. Gene Ontology annotation, cellular component: mitochondrial matrix. Gene Ontology annotation, molecular function: L-glutamate N-acetyltransferase activity, acting on acetyl-CoA as donor; L-glutamate N-acetyltransferase activity, acting on acetyl-L-ornithine as donor. The transcript has a single exon.
AUGAAGCGGUUAGCCAAAAUCCCCACGUCGGGGUCUUAUCCUAUUGGGUUCCGUGCUGGUGCCAAGCACUGUGGAGUGAAGAAGGACCCGAGCAUCAAAGACUUGGCUGCCAUUGUUAGCGACAGGCCCUGCACUGGUGCUGGUGUGUUUACCUCCAAUGCGUUCAAGGCUGCUCCUGUCCAGGUCGAUCAAGCGAUUCUAAAGUCCACAAAGGGCCAUGGGUUCCGGGCCAUGGUAGUAAACAGUGGCUGCGCAAAUGCGGUUACCGGCCAGGGCGGAAUUGCCGAUGCAAAGGCCAUGAUGAAGGUAACUGACGAGGUCAUUGGUUCGUCGUCUGAAAGCACUUUCGUUAUGUCCACAGGUGUCAUUGGCCAGCGUCUUCCGAUUGACAAAAUUUUGACCGGUAUCAAGUCUCUAGUGCCUGCUAUUGGUGGUACACACGACGAUUGGCUCGACUGUGCCAAGGGCAUCAUGACCACGGACACUUUCCCCAAGCUUGUUUCUGCAUCUUUUGAAGCCAGCGGCCAAAAAUAUAAUAUCGCUGGCAUGGCAAAGGGUGCCGGUAUGAUUCACCCUAAUAUGGCUACUUUGCUAGGCGGACUUUUCACCGAUGCCCCCGUUGCAGCCGAUGCUUUGCAGUCGGCUCUGAAAGAGGCAGUCAACAAAUCCUUUAAUUCUAUCUCUGUUGACGGUGAUAUGUCUACCAAUGAUACUAUUGUUGCACUGGCUAACGGAGCUGCUGGUGGUCCGGAGAUCACCAUUAGUUCCCCCGACUACCCUACCUUUGUUGCCAUCAUGACCGAAUUGGCAACUGAUUUGGCUAAACUAGUUGUUCGUGAUGGCGAGGGUGCGACAAAAUUUGUGCAAAUCUCCGUUACGGGUGCGGCCUCGGAUGCAGAAGCCAAAACAGUCGCUUCAAAUAUCUCUCAAAGUAUGCUGGUCAAGACAGCUCUUUACGGUAGAGACGCUAAUUGGGGGCGUAUUCUUUGUGCCACCGGUUACUCUGGCGUUCAAAUUGAUCCAUACAAAACGAGCGUGUCGUUUAUUCCUACGGACGGCUCCAAAAAGUUGGAUCUUCUCGUUAAUGGUGAGCCAGAGGCCGUAGACGAAGCUCGCGCCAGUGAAAUUCUCGAGAUGCAUGACCUCGAAAUUGCCGUUGACCUAGGCCUCGGAAGCGGCAGUGCCACGUUCUGGACGUGUGAUCUUUCGCACGAGUAUGUGACUAUCAAUGGCGAUUACCGCAGUUAA